This is a messenger RNA of Ostertagia ostertagi, 1215 nucleotides long. The record is from the annotation of a GenBank genome assembly. NCBI's taxonomy places the organism in Eukaryota, Metazoa, Nematoda, Chromadorea, Rhabditida, Trichostrongylidae.
AUGUUCAAAGGCCGCGGAAUGGUGGAGCUCAUUGAAUGCCCAUCGCUUCCUGCAUUCCGAAUAGGAACACCCCGAGUGGAAGGCGGAGCCGAGACGGUGCGAAGACGAGGAUUGUUGGAGGAGCUGGGCCUUGACUGGGACUGCUGGCGAGACCCGACCGUUGCCGCCCUCGGACCCACACGCCCGCCGUCCACCUCCUUCGGACUUUUGCCGAAGCGCCUAACACCAAGAGAUCUUUACAGCGAUGAUGUCGUGCUGCUGAACUUAUAUGUGAAAGCAGAUUAUGGUUGUCCAAAAAAUCUGACUCAAAGUGACAGGACAAGGAACGUCUUCCUCGAUUUCCAUAAUGAAAUACGUCGGCAGUUGUCAACUGGAACACUACGAAGCAAGUAUAGAUAUCUCGGACCAGCUAAAAACAUGUACAAAUUGAAAUGGGAUUGUGCUCUGGAAGAUCUUGCACAAACAUCAGAUCAAAACGUGCACAUUCACAGUCGGACCCGGCUCAUGUCUCCUAACAAUGUCUGUAAACACUGCCAGGUGCGCAUCAAGAUUUGUUUUUAUACCCUCUCAAAAAUGACAAUAAUAACUGAUAUAAUCAGCGUGAGGUAUCGAGGUGGUGAUGUGACUGUUGCCCUGGAUCAAGUUCAGAGGACUUGGGUGAACCCGAUUUUACGAUACGGAAUGACUGGGAAUCGGUUCUACUAUAAGAUUGAAUCGUUUGGAAACAUGGUGAACUACAAAAAUCUGAGAGUUGGAUGUGCUUACCAGAUCUGCCGCUCUAAUCUGCUUGUAUCCUGCGUUUAUGGUACCAAAAGAAUACCACCGAUGCAAGAAUUGUGGGAGCCAGGAAGGACGUGCUUGUGCACUAUGUAUCCCCAAUCAUUUUGCUCGAAUGGUAUUUGUGAUACUAACCAGCCGGUGGAAUCCGAAAUCAAAACAACCACUAAGAGGCCACGAGUAGACGGACCAGAUUCAUGCAAUGCCAAUACCGGAAUGACAGAUGACCUCAGAGAGAUUUUCCUCAAAAAACAUAACUACUACAGGUUAGCUGUGGUCGUGACGGAUGUGUAUGACUGUGAAGUUGAAGCAAGCGCAAUGAGGCAUGCCGAGAAAUGCAGAUGGGGACACUCCAACAAAGCCGACAGAUUCGGUCUUGGUGAGAAUGUAUGGGCGAGCCUUCAACCGGAAAUGAAUAGGUCACUUGCAGCGGAAAUG